UAUAUUCAUGGAUUUAUAAACACGAUUGUAUUGUGCAUUAUUAAAGUUUCCGAAUGGAACUUACAUAUGCUCAGAGACUGGAUAUGAGCACUGUCAUGAAGAGCGUUUUGCUUUCGCUUUUUAUACUAGGUCAUUUGAAAUCAGGGGUUAGUGAUUCACUUCAUAACGAUGACGAUUAUGGUGAACCGUAUUUUCUGAAGGCUCCUACAAACAUAACGGUUCGUGAAGGAGACUUGGCAAAACUAAAGUGUCGAAUAGCGAACCUUGGACCGAAAAUGGUAAACGUGGUGGUUUGGAGAAAAACGAACGAAGAUUAUCCUUUGACGAUUGGGGAAAUGUCUUUCUCACAAGACGACGAAAUGUCGAUCGAUCACUCCCAGAUCACCAAAACAAGUAGUACCUGGGAUUUGCUAAUUAAAAAUGUGAAGCCAAAACAUGCUGGAAUGUACGAGUGCCAAAUCAGCGCGAACCACCUUAUUGCUCACUACGUCUCACUCAAUGUCGUUGAUAAAUCGGAGAUGCGACCAGGUAAACAUACCCCUAUGCUAGCCAUUGACGCGAUAGACUUUGAGACAGAACUACGAAUCGUCGGCAACACCUACGUGAAUAUGGGAACUGUGAUCCACCUAAUUUGCAACGCAACGGGGGCUUACCGGGCACCGGAAGCAGUUGACUGGUUUUACGACGGAAAUAGAAUUCAUAUGGCAGACGACAGGUGGAAAGGCCGAGUGGAGAUUUUGAAGCACGAAUCUUUCGAAGGCAAAUACUUUGUCAGUGAAUUGAUUAUUGACAAGAGCCGGCUGGAAGAUAAUGGAGAUUACGUCUGCAGGAGCUCUGAUUUGGCCGUCAAUAGCGUUAAAAUCCACAUUUUAAAUACGGACAAAGAUAAUUUAACAAGGCGAGGGUCUGGCAAAGAUGCUCAGAGUAAAUACAUCAGUGCCGAUCCAGAGAGUGGGUGUUGUCGAAUGCAAACACAGGCUAUACAGUUGAUGACAUUCUCGAUCUUUGUGCUAGUUUGCAGGUGAACGGGUUUCAAAUAGGGAUCCAAAACAGACAAUGGAAGUGCCUUUUAACACCACAUACACAAACGUAAUAACUCAGAGCUUAUUCUUGAGUGAUGGAUUAUAGACGUAAUAUACAAUAAAUUCACACUGUUAUAGGGUCAUGUAAAGUCAUUAAUAGAGAAAAUUGUGACCCUUGGAAAUCUUACCUCUUUACAAAGGGAUGCAGAUAUACACUUUUCAAACGAACAAAUUGCAUCGCUGGAUAACAUGAGUCAUUAAGCGAGACAUGACAGUUGACCCUAUCGAGUCGAGUGCUUUGGAUAGUGUUGCCCUGCAUCGGUGAUAGUGAUGACGCACAUUGGCAUACAGUGAUGGCGCACAAGUCAAAAGAACUCUUUAUGUGAUAAAUGUAUGCUUUACACACUUUUCAAAUUGUAUAUUGAGUAUUAUGAUAAUAACAAUGUUUAUCAUAAACUUAUUGAAUUUCUGCAACCAAUACGUAUAGUAUUCAACAUUUAAAAGCCG
Messenger RNA from Dreissena polymorpha, 1529 nucleotides. RefSeq lists its product as uncharacterized. The transcript has 7 exons. Gene Ontology annotation, biological process: synapse organization. Lineage: Eukaryota; Metazoa; Mollusca; Bivalvia; Myida; Dreissenidae. The record is from RefSeq and is a predicted model, not a curated record. Bases 54 to 1025 code for a protein of 323 amino acids. Gene Ontology annotation, cellular component: neuron projection membrane.